Musa acuminata subsp. malaccensis (wild Malaysian banana) is the source of this 3469-nucleotide messenger RNA. The record is from RefSeq and is a predicted model, not a curated record. Lineage: Eukaryota; Viridiplantae; Streptophyta; Magnoliopsida; Zingiberales; Musaceae.
CGCUGGAUGUGCCCCACGAGAUCGUAUUGCCCUGCCUCGUCGAGACCCUCGCGAUUUCAUCGCGAUAGAUGCCGACCCUCCCCUCCAUCGGACCAGAGUUCCUCUCUCGAUCGAUCCAGUUGUUGUUCUGGGGUGCUGCCAAACUAUUUAGAUGACAUAAUUGCUGAAGAUGAGAUAUUGUCCAUCCUGAAUGUUCCUCCUGGGAAAAUGGGGCGAGUUUAUUAGGAGAAAGGGAGCCUUUUUCCAGUCUGUGAAGGAAGCUUGCAAGUGUAUUUCAUUGGGCCUGUGAUGCAAGGAAAGCUAAAGCAAUAAUCGGAGGGUGUAUGCUUGAAAUAUAGCUUCUUCCUGUGGGAACUUCAGCUGAUCAUCCUACUAGAACAAAGGAUGGCUUUGAGCAUCUUUUUUUUCUGGAAAAACAAAUUGCAUGAGAUUGUUGUUAAUCUAUUGUAAAAAACAAGUCUAUUGACAGUCUCGCUCAAGUUGUGUUUUCCUUCUCUACAUAAUUGGAUGGCAUAUUAAUUUAAAGGAGUCUGUUCCCUUUUUGUUGUGGUAAGAAUCAUAUGCUUCCACAGCAAACAAAGAACUGCUGUGGUUAUCAUUUUGUCCUUGAUGAUGAAAGUUCAGUAAGUGCUAGGUGAUGCUUUGGACAUUGGACAAUGAUGGAACCAUGUGUUGUAUCCAUGUACCAGAGUUCAAGCUUGUCCACCUCCAGCAUCCGAUGCGUGUGCUAUCUCAUCCACUUCAACUUGCGAUAGGUGUUGGGGAGCGCGGUGUGGGCUGCCGCAAAGCUGUCCACCGGAGCUACUGGUUUAGCGGGCACGGUAGAAAGCGAUCACCAUGUGGCAGUGACGACGGCAGCGGGUCAAUUCAGAUUUAUCGGCCUCUACUCAUUUGUCACUAGUCACUCGUCCUCUCAAGUCAUGUUGUAGAUUCUUCGGUGAAGGUAGAGCCGAUGCCCACUCUUAUUUUCUUGAUUCUUUGUUGACAGUGGUCCUAAGGAGGCGACGCGGAUCUAUGUUGGAGCUUUCCCUUUAAGAUGUCGAACCCAUUGCAUAAGAUUCAGACAACAGAGGAUGGUGCUCAAGCCUCUCACUCCAUGGCUUACUUUUUUAAGUUUGCAAAAACCAGCAGAAGCCUCCAAAAUCAGUACAGGCCUUUUGUCAGCUUAGAAUUAUUCAAUCACCAGUUCUGAAGUCUCAUAUGCUGCCCAUCUACUGAGGUCUCUCGCCUUCUACACCUCUUCAGAACUCCCAACAGAACAAUCCCCUUAAAAAGAAGGGUCACCUCUACAACUAGUAGUGAGCACCAGUUGCCUCCCUCUUCAUAAGCUCAGACUCUGAGAGGAGUAAGAAGGCCAGGAAUUUAAUGCUUUGUCUGCUAGCAGAGACUCUGCCAAGUUUCGGUUGUGAAGUUGCCAAGGCAGAAGACUGUUCUUGCUGCGUCGGCUGGUGAAUGCCAUUGCGAGUAAUCCCAUACGAACACCGGACCACAGAUGCAAUGGAGUUGAUUCAUUGGUUACGUUUACCAUGCUUCUGAGACCGAGUGAAUCAUCAGGUUCUCAAGCUUGAUUGCUUGCUGCACUGAAGAAGAAUGUUGACACAGGCCUGCAACUCCAAGAACAAGCUGUGAAAUGGAGAGUUUAGGCAACCACUACGACAGCUUUGCAGGAUCCGAUGAAGAGUUCAGCGACAUGGCCGGGAAGCUCGAGCUCGACGAUCUUUUCCUUGCAUCAAGCAUCCAGAGCCAAGAAAUCACUGUAGGCGAAGCAAGCUUAGAUUCCAACAAGAUCGGUGAGAUGGUUGACGCGUCGAUUCCGCCUCCAGAUACAAUGAACCGUACUGUGCUGCAUCUUCAAGAUAUGAUAAGGUUGGAUGCCCAUCCUCAUGAGCUGAUGGAAUCAGGUGCCGUAUGGGGUGAUGCGCUUCUUUCUCAGGCAUGUGCUGCUUCUCAACCCAUCAGCGGAUACUGCAACGAAGCUCGAGCAGAUGGCAUAUCUGCCACCUUUUCCGGCAGCGAGAACUUCCGUAACUUGAGUUGCACUGGCGAUAUUUCUUCAGGGAAGUCUAAGAACCAUGGCUCAUUCGAUCAACACAGAUGGAGUAGGGGUGCAGUGGCCUCCGAGGUCUCUCCUAAUCCACUUCCCAAUGCCAAGAGAAAGUUCGAGGAAUGCACCGGGAUAGGAGAAAACAAGACAAGCCUUCUCCAACCUAGUUCUUUGAAGAAACCAAGACCGGAAAAGCAUUCAGGAUCUUCCACCAUCAACUUCGGUCGGGACAGCAACUACGAGCCCGACACAGAGGCUGUAGCACAGGUGAAAGAGAUGAUCUACAGGGUUGCUGCUCUAAGGCCGGUGACUCUGGAAAUGGUGGACGCAGUGGAGAAGCCGAGGAGAAAGAACGUGAGGAUCUCAAGCGAUCCGCAGACGGUGGCUGCAAGACAGAGGAGGGAAAGGAUCAGUGAGAGGCUGAGGAAGCUGCAAAGUCUGGUCCCGGGAGGGAGCCAAAUGGACACUGCAACCAUGCUUGAUGAAGCUGCCAACUAUCUCAAGUUCCUCAAGUCUCAGGUCAGGAUAUUGGAAACCCUAGAUAACAGGCAUGAUCCAGGAAACAACAGUACCAUGCACCCCUUUCCAUUCCAUCUAAGCCAGGCUUUUGCAGUGCAACAGCUUUAUCCCACUCAGAAACCCUAACCCUAAAGGUGAGGUAUAAAUCAAGUCCUAAGCACUCAAAGAGCAUAUCAUUGUCUUCAUCAUUAGCUUAGGGUUUAGGGCUUAAGUCAGUGCUUAGAAUAAUCCUGAUAUCAAAUGCCCAUCAAGAGAAAAGGUUAGCCUUUUCGAUCCAAUGGUGGUGUUCCUGCUUUUUACCUUGGUCACCUUUUUCACUUUGCUAAAACCUCUUUGCAUGUCCAUAAAGCAAGCAACCUUGGCCUGUCAACAAACAUUAACAAGCUCUCAACAUACUGCAGAAGCCACAGAUUAAAGUCUUCACCAUUGGCCUUUCCCUGCAGCACCUAUAUAAAUGUCAUUAUGAUUAUUUGUGACUCGUUCUGAGUCACAUGAUCAGAUAUAUUUAAUCUCUCACCAUUCCUGUCUUCUUUUACUUUUCCCAAGUCCGACAUGGCUUGCAAACUCGAGGAAUGGUUCCAAUGAACUAUCAAGUGAAUCAAUUCCAAAUGGUUUCUGCUUGCUGGUCCCUUGUUUGAGGUGGGGGAGACCUGUGUUCAGCUCUCUCCUCCCCUUCCAGUCCCACUACUUUGUUGCAGUUAAGUGUUGGCACUUUUGACUGCCCAAUGCCAGAGACAUUCUCUUGGGGGCCUGCUCAUGUGUGGCAGAGCACAAUGCUUCCUUGAUUCGAGCCAAAGUACCCUUGAGAAGGCCACCAAGACAUUGGUGAGCACAUGGUGGGAAAAAAGAAAGGCUUGCCACUCCAUGUAACUCACUUCUUCUCCAACUUGCUUUCUCUACCAUCUC